AUGCCGCUUGGUGGGCCCCGCUGCUUGUCCUGGUUCGGCAGCCCCAUCCUGCACACGUGUCGCUGUCUGGGUGAUGGGAGGGUUGUCAACCCGAUCGCUUCCUCCUCCGUGAAUCGUCGUCGAUGGAUGAGCGGCCGAAUCCCUCGCCGAUCUUCAGGAGAUGUGAUCCUGGCAGGGACCAAUGAGACAAACGAUGCCUCUAACUGGAUCAGUGUGACGGCUACUGAAGAACCGAGGGAUGAUGGAUCAGAAGAUCCUGAAGAAUCUCACCCCGAUAGUAACAGUGUAAGCGAAGGCUAUGACACUAGCCACACCACCAUGACACUAGACCUUGACUUAGCUGAGGAGUCAUCCGAGAGAAUGAAUUUGAAUUCACCCUCCACGCCUAGUUUGAAGAACAUUGACCCAAACGACCUCGAUUCUUUUGCCACGCUAAAUGUUGAGGAUGCCAAACAACUUGAAUCAGUCUACAGAGGGAUAGAGAGGCAGCUUCCUGAACCUGAGGACGAUGCUGGAAUCGAGGAUUUCUUCAUCUAUUCUAAUGAUGUCGCACCACAUGCCUUCAUAGUUUCAUCCCAAAGAUUACUAGAUGGACAAGUUAUUGUUCAGUCCUUGGAACUCGAUUGGGUGGUGGAUAUCUCUUCCAUGGCCGGAGGUGAGAUACACCGGGGUGAGAUCUACCGGCUCUGGCUCUGGUGGAGGCGUCGGUGGGGAGCGGAGAGACGACGCGCCACCGUCAUCUGGCUCCUCGCCGCCGCCUUCGUCGUACUCCUCCUCGCCGCUGGCUCCCGGGUCGGCGACAAUGCUCUCAGCGAACCGGCGGUGCAUCCGUCCUCGGCUCCAGCUCUCGUCGAGCUCACCCUAGUUCACGACGCCGAGGCGAAGGGUGCAUUAUGCUUGGAUGGGAGCCCGGCCGCGUACCAUCUCACAAAAGGUUUCGGCUCUGGGUCAGACAAAUGGAUCGUGCACUUGGAGGGUGGAGGUUGGUGCCUAUCUUUGGAUUCUUGCUCUUAUAGGAAAUCUACACUAUUAGGUUCAUCAAACUACAUGGAACGCCAGAUUUCCUUUGUUGGCAUUCUGAGUAGCAUCCCAUCACAAAAUCCUGGUAAAUACUGGGCUUUAAAAGAAUGGGUGAAUCUUAUGAAUAUAUGUGUAUUUAAUCAACACUAUUUUUUUAUCUUCAUGUUUGUAACUUCAUAUAUGCAGGAUAAUCCACUUUUUUAG
This is a messenger RNA of Zingiber officinale, 1224 nucleotides long. RefSeq lists its product as uncharacterized. The transcript is spliced from 5 exons. The coding region runs from base 1 to 1224 and encodes 407 amino acids. NCBI's taxonomy places the organism in Eukaryota, Viridiplantae, Streptophyta, Magnoliopsida, Zingiberales, Zingiberaceae. Gene Ontology annotation, molecular function: hydrolase activity. The record is from RefSeq and is a predicted model, not a curated record.